GGAUCAAAAAAUGUCCGCCAUCCAUUAUCGGAGUCGGCUUCGAUAUAUAAAUAGAGAUCGUCCGUUUCCGGGUGCACUAACUUCUUUUUUCCAUUUUUUCCAAUUGAAACCUUAUUUCUGAACAAUAACAACACCAUAACCUGUGAAUGGGAGCCAAAAUCUCACGAGAAUUACAACGUUCUGAACACACCGAACAACAUUUCGAAGAAGAUUACGACCAUAGAGUCGUACGGAAACUCAUUCGUACGGGUCGACUAGCUCCUUGUUUCAACGGUUUAAGUGAGCUACCGGCCACGACGGACGAAUCUUCUCGUAUCACUGUCCACAAAUACCCCUUUUUACCGUGGGAUCUUCCAAACCUACGAUCCACAGCAGCAGGAGCCCUUCUGCAAGCUGAUAGCGGUCAAGUCGUUGAAUGUCCUAUUUGCUUAUUGUAUUAUCCUAUUCAUAUUAAUUAUUCACGAUGCUGUAAUCAACCUAUCUGUACCGAAUGCUUCUUACAGAUGAAGCGAUCUACCAAGACACCUCUGCGACCUGCAUCGUGUCCGUUCUGUGUCAAACCUGACUUUGGCGUCAUAUAUGUUCCACCCCCGUUUAGCAGCCAGCACAAGCAUGUUGCUAAGCAACGACAGAAAUCUCUUUUGGACGGAAGGGGUUCAUCGGGAAGACGGAAAAACUAUGCUUGGGAUGAUCCAAACGUAGUAUUAGUUGGUACGUGUUGUUGUUUUUAUUAUUAUAAAAGACGAAAAGAAGUGUAUUGGGAUUGACUCGAGUUUAUAUUGCAACAACAAUAAUUAUAGAUGAAAUCCGUCCCAACUGGCACAUGCUGAUGGCGCGCGGUCCAGAGAAAACUCUUUCUGGCGUAGGCACAACAAGACGACGACUGGUCCGACCCAACGAAGAUGCGCCACGAUCAGGACGUAUACGCGCUUGGGAUUCG
Zychaea mexicana is the source of this 940-nucleotide messenger RNA. RefSeq lists its product as uncharacterized. The transcript is spliced from 3 exons. The record is from RefSeq and is a predicted model, not a curated record. Lineage: Eukaryota; Fungi; Mucoromycota; Mucoromycetes; Mucorales; Lichtheimiaceae. Bases 147 to 767 code for a protein of 206 amino acids. Gene Ontology annotation, cellular component: cytoplasm.